Molecule: messenger RNA, 381 nt
Organism: Malassezia vespertilionis
Lineage: Eukaryota; Fungi; Basidiomycota; Malasseziomycetes; Malasseziales; Malasseziaceae
Gene: PFY1
Product: profilin, required for normal timing of actin polymerization in response to thermal stress
Exons: 2
Coding region: 1-381 (126 amino acids)
Cellular component (GO): cell cortex
Molecular function (GO): actin monomer binding
Source: RefSeq, a predicted model, not a curated record
AUGUCUUGGCAAGGAUACGUGGAUACGAACCUCGUCGGCACCGGCAAGGUGUCACAGGCAGCAAUUAUUGGCCUGAAGGGCGGUGUUUGGGCCAGUAGUGCGGGUUUUACUAUCAGCCCGGAGGAGCAGCAAGCGGCCAUCAGCGGGUUUGACGAACCGUCGCCGCUGCAGGCGAACGGGAUCCAUGUGAAUGGAAAAAAGUAUCUUGCUCUGCAGGCGAACCCUCGCUCGAUUUACGGCAAGGUAGGUGGCGACGGUGUGUGCAUGGUAAAGACCAACCAAGCGGUCCUGAUCGGUGCGUACCAAUCGCCCAUAUUGCCGGGCGAUGCCAACAAGGUGGUCGAGGGUCUUGCAGACUAUUUGAUUUCCGUGGGCUACUAA